AUGGCGACUAGACGAACGACCAAGGUCGAAGUGCCCAUACCGACAACACCAAAUGGCAACAGCAACAGCAACAUAACAUUGGACCAGCCGCCGCGAAAUGGGUCGCCAUACCUACCGACAUCACUAGAGACGACGCUACUCGCCAUAUACCCAGUGACAUUACUGAUGGGCUCCUUGUUCAGCACAUUCCGUCACGCUGAUCGCGCCAACUCAUACAAUGCCGACACUCAAUCAUACGACCCUCUCAACGCACCUAGCUAUUUCGCCAAAAAGAGCAACAUCUUCAACGUAUACUUUGUCAAAGUCGGCUGGCUCUGGACUACCCUAGCAUUCUUUCUCUUGAUCCUGUCGCAUUCGUCUCUGGGACCACCACUCCGACUCCAGCUCACCCGCCGCCGAUGGCAAGCCACUCUUCGUUAUACCUGCGCUACGCUCAUCUGGAUCUUUGUCACGCAAUGGUUCUUCGGUCCGGCGAUUAUUGAUCGCAGCUUCCGGUGGACUGGCGGACAAUGCCAGGUGAUCUAUGGCAAUAGUCUCGCCGAUCAAAAGGAAAGGGAAGAGAUGAAUGAUGUGAGGGAGGUCUUCACGCACGCGGCGUGUAAAGCGACGGGUGGAACCUGGAGAGGAGGACACGACAUCAGCGGACACGUCUUCCUGUUGAUGUUAAGCAGCGCCAUGCUGUGGCUGGAAUUCCUGCCGGCCGUGCUUCGAAUGGAAGGACUCACAGACGCUCGACGGAUUCGCACGUCGGAUGGAGCGGUUCGCAGCGCGGCGGUGGAGUCGGACAUGAAGUCGGAUACCUCGCGAGAGCUCGGGAUCGGAGUCCAGGUCGCUUUAGGAGUCGCAGUUCUGAGCUGGUGGAUGCUGUUGAUGACCGCGGCCUUCUUCCACACUUGGUUUGAGAAGUUGACGGGUUCUCUGGUCGCUUUCACCACCAUCUACUUGGUCUACUUCCUGCCGAGAGCAGUCCCAGUCUUGAGGCAGAUUAUUGGGAUGCCUGGCGUCUAG
This is a messenger RNA of Zymoseptoria tritici IPO323, 1008 nucleotides long. RefSeq lists its product as uncharacterized. The record is from RefSeq and is a predicted model, not a curated record. NCBI's taxonomy places the organism in Eukaryota, Fungi, Ascomycota, Dothideomycetes, Mycosphaerellales, Mycosphaerellaceae. Bases 1 to 1008 code for a protein of 335 amino acids. The transcript has a single exon. Gene Ontology annotation, cellular component: endoplasmic reticulum membrane. Gene Ontology annotation, biological process: lipid droplet organization; phospholipid biosynthetic process; lipid storage.